This is a messenger RNA of Camellia sinensis, 1752 nucleotides long. Its product is annotated as auxin transporter-like protein 3. The record is from RefSeq and is a predicted model, not a curated record. Lineage: Eukaryota; Viridiplantae; Streptophyta; Magnoliopsida; Ericales; Theaceae.
AAGAAAAUGUAAAAGAAGAAAGUAGGAGAACAAUGCCAUCACAAGGAAAAAGAGCAAUCACUUGCUAUAUAUCUAUUUAUAAAAACUAAACACACCUCCAAUCCAUUGCCUCCUCAACCUCAUCAUCGCCAUCAACAAUGGCUUCAGAGAAGGUUGAGACCGUCGUCGCCGGAAACUACCUCGAGAUGGAGAGAGAAGAAGGAGAAUCCAAGUCUGCAAAGAGCAAGCUAUCAAGGCUGUUUUGGCAUGGUGGCUCAGUCUAUGAUGCAUGGUUUAGCUGUGCUUCUAACCAGGUUGCACAAGUGCUUCUCACACUGCCAUACUCAUUUUCACAACUAGGGAUGUUGUCUGGAAUUCUUUUCCAACUGUUCUAUGGGUUGAUGGGAAGCUGGACUGCUUACCUUAUUAGUAUUCUGUAUGUUGAGUACAGAACUAGAAAGGAGAGAGAAAAGGUUGAUUUUAGGAAUCAUGUGAUUCAGUGGUUUGAAGUUCUUGAUGGGCUCUUGGGGAAGCACUGGAGGAACAUUGGGCUGUUUUUCAACUGCACUUUUCUUCUAUUUGGAUCUGUAAUUCAGCUAAUAGCUUGUGCAAGUAACAUCUACUACAUCAAUGACAAUCUUGACAAGAGAACUUGGACUUACAUCUUUGGCGCGUGUUGUGCGACUACUGUUUUCAUUCCUUCAUUUCAUAACUACAGAAUUUGGUCAUUUCUUGGCCUUUUGAUGACAACUUACACUGCAUGGUACUUAACCAUUGCUUCCUUUCUCCAUGGACAGGUUGAGGGAGUGAAGCACUCAGGACCAACCACAAUGGUUCUCUACUUCACUGGGGCUACAAACAUUCUUUACACCUUUGGGGGCCAUGCUGUGACAGUGGAGAUAAUGCAUGCAAUGUGGAAGCCACAGAAGUUCAAGCUAAUAUACUUGAUAGCAACACUCUAUGUGCUCACACUAACCCUACCAUCAGCAAGUGCUGUUUACUGGGCUUUUGGGGACUUAUUGCUUAACCAUUCCAAUGCUUUGUCUUUGCUCCCAAGGACUGGUUUCAGAGACACUGCUGUCAUCCUCAUGCUCAUUCAUCAGUUCAUAACAUUUGGAUUUGCAUGCACACCACUGUAUUUUGUGUGGGAGAAGUUCAUAGGAAUGCAUGAGUGCAAGAGUAUGUGCAAGAGGGCUCUUUCUAGGCUUCCUGUGGUCAUCCCUAUUUGGUUCCUUGCUAUAAUCUUCCCUUUCUUUGGUCCUAUCAACUCCACUGUUGGAUCUCUUCUCGUCAGCUUCACUGUCUACAUCAUUCCUGCUUUGGCUCACAUGAUCACCUUUGCUUCUCCUUCUGCUAGAGAGAAUGCAGUAGAGAGACCACCAUCAUUCCUAGGAGGUUGGGCAGGCUCAUACUGUGUGAACGUCUUUGUGGUUGUUUGGGUUUUGAUUGUAGGAUUUGGGUUUGGAGGAUGGGCAAGCAUGCUCAACUUCAUUCGUCAAAUUGACACUUUUGGCCUCUUCACUAAGUGCUAUCAGUGCCCUCAUAAGCCUUGACAAGUCUUCCUCCCUAUCUACCAUUACCAACAUCAAAUUCAAGAAUUUGUAAUACGUAUGGAAGUGUGUAAAGAGAUUGCCUUUUGUAACCUUUUUCUUUUUUUCCCUUGAAAGUUGUGUGUCAAUGUUCUUUUUUCCCUAUAUGAUUUUAAUUUCUAAUCAAGCAAGAGAAAUGUUUUCUAUUAUGUUGUCAAUUAGGAGGAAGGAAUUGACUAAUUUC